Messenger RNA from Nannizzia gypsea CBS 118893, 594 nucleotides. RefSeq lists its product as hypothetical. The transcript has a single exon. Gene Ontology annotation, molecular function: GTP binding; GTPase activity; GDP binding. The coding region runs from base 1 to 594 and encodes 197 amino acids. Gene Ontology annotation, biological process: signal transduction. The record is from RefSeq and is a predicted model, not a curated record. Gene Ontology annotation, cellular component: plasma membrane. NCBI's taxonomy places the organism in Eukaryota, Fungi, Ascomycota, Eurotiomycetes, Onygenales, Arthrodermataceae.
AUGCUCGAGGUCCUCGACACCGCCGGACAGGAGGAAUACACCGCCCUGCGCGACCAGUGGAUAAGAGACGGCGAGGGCUUCGUGCUCGUCUACAGCAUCACCUCGCGCUCCUCCUUCACCAGGAUACAGAAAUUCCACCACCAGAUCCAGCUCGUCAAGGAGUCUGCCAGCUCCGGCUCGCCCACCGGUGCCAGCUACCUCUCCUCCCCACUCACCUCCGCCAUCUCUACCACGCCCGCCGGCCCCGUGCCCGUAAUGCUCGUCGGCAACAAGUCGGAUAAGGCAGUCGAGCGCGCCGUCUCGUCUCAGGAAGGCAUGGCGCUGGCCAAGGACCUUGGCUGCGAGUUUGUUGAGGCCUCCGCCAAAAACUGCAUCAACGUCGAAAAGGCCUUUUUCGAUGUCGUCAGGCUGCUCAGGCAGCAGAGACAGCAGCAGCAGCAGCAACAACAGCUCAACCGGCCUUCGGACCGGAGGACAACUGGGUUCGGUGGGCAGGGCGGCUCCAACAGGGACCUCAAUGGGUCAGACUAUCAAAAGGCGCUGCGUCCCGAUAGAUCAAAAUCACACCGGGGUGUCAAAUGCCUGAUUCUCUAG